This is a messenger RNA of Rosa rugosa (rugosa rose), 4921 nucleotides long. Its product is annotated as disease resistance protein RUN1-like. The record is from RefSeq and is a predicted model, not a curated record. The coding region runs from base 160 to 3894 and encodes 1244 amino acids. The transcript is spliced from 6 exons. Gene Ontology annotation, molecular function: ADP binding. Gene Ontology annotation, biological process: defense response; signal transduction. Lineage: Eukaryota; Viridiplantae; Streptophyta; Magnoliopsida; Rosales; Rosaceae.
UUGAAUUCUUGGGCCCCUACCCCUUGUGUGAAGUUAUUCGAUAUCCAUCCAACUGAACAGCAAGUAAUCCCCUUAAUUCCUAUCGGCAAAUCAAGUAUUUCAUUUCUUGCAUUCUAGUUCAUUACUGGAUUAGCACGAGCUUCGACCUUGUGGUUGGAGAUGGCUGCUCCUUCGUCUAUUUCUUGUUCUUGUUUUAGCCGUUGUUUCAACUAUGAUGUCUUCCUGAAUUUUAGAGGUCAGGACACUCGCAAGAUCUUUGUCGGCCAUCUCUACAAAGCUCUAGAUCAGAAAGUAAUAAGCACCUUCAUAGAUGCUGAAGAGCUCAGAAAAGGUGAUGACAUUUCUGAGUUACUGAUGUGCAUUCAAGAGUCAAGGCUUUCAAUAGUAGUUCUCUCUCAAAACUAUGCUGCCUCCACAUGGUGCUUAAAAGAACUUGCAAAAAUCCUGGAAUGCAUGGAUACAAGGAAGCAGAUAGUUGUGCCCGUUUUCUACGAAAUAGAUCCCUCUGAUGUUCGCAGACUCAAGAGAAGUUUCGCAAAAGCUUUUGCCGAAUAUGAACAUGAUCCUAACACCCCCAAUGAAGAUGUGCAGAGCUGGAAGUCCGCUCUAACCAGAGUUACCUACUUGUCUGGCUGGGACUCGCGUGAUUACAAGGAUGAUGCUAAGCUCAUUGACGACAUUGUAGAGGAUAUAUUUAAUAAAUUGAUUCACAUAUCCUCAAGUAAAGCAAACAGCUUGGUUGGAAUGGACACCCACUUGAAGGAAAUGGAUUUGUUAUUAUGUCCUGCAGACCCUGCAGUCAACAAUGUUUGCAUUAUUGGAAUAUGGGGAAUGGGCGGCUUAGGCAAAACAACGAUUGCUAGAGCUGUUUAUGAUAGAAUCGCCUGUAAUUUUGAGCACUAUUGCUUCCUUGAAAAUGUCAAUGAAGGUUUCAUGAAGAAGGGUAAAAUACAAAUGCAAGAAGAACUUCUAUCCAAAAUCUUGAAGGAAAAGGUGCACGAUCUAGGCAUGUUGAACAGAGGUUCCAACAUGAUAAUGGAAAGGCUCGGUAAGAAAAAAGUUUUUCUUGUUCUCGAUGAUGUAGACAAUUUUGCCCAGAUUGAAACCUUAGUUGGGAGACAUUCCUUCGGUAGUGGAAGUAGAAUCAUUAUAACAACUAGAUAUAUACAGUCCCUCAGCGGUGUUGAUGCGACAUAUAGUCCUUCUUUCUUAAGUGAUAAUGAAGCUCUUGAACUGUUUAGGCAGCAUGCCUUCAGAACAAACCAACCCACUGGAGAGUACAAUCAUCUCUUAAGGUGUGUCAUAGAAUAUGCUCAAGGUCUGCCUUUAGCACUUAAAGUCUUGGGAGCUUUUCUUAAUAACAAAAGUCCACUUGAGUGGGAAGAUGUGUUGGAGAAAAUAAAGAAAAUCCCGCACAGAGAAAUACAGGACGUGCUUAGAACAAGCUUUGAUGGACUGGAUGAUUUAGAGAAGGAGAUAUUUCUAGAUAUUGCAUGCUUCUUUAAAGGGAUAAGCAAAGGCUAUGUAAUAAAAAUCCUAGAUGGUUGUGGCUUUUUUUCCCAUUGUGGAUUAAGAGUUCUAGCUGAUAGAGCUCUCAUUACUAUCUCAGAUUGGAACAUGGUCGAGACACAUGAUUUACUACAGGAAAUGGGUCGGGAAAUUGUCCGCCAAGAAUCUGUUAAGGAGCCUGGGAGACGCAGUAGGUUGUGGAGUUAUGAAGAUGCUACUAAGGUGUUAACUCCAAAUACGGCUACCGAAGCAGUUGAAGGCAUAUUCCUGGACUUGUCAAAGUCGAAAGAGGUAUACUUACAUGCUGAAGGUUUUGUUAGAAUGACAAAACUACGGCUGCUCAAGAUACAUUACAACUCUGGUGACGAUCCAAGUGAUGACUGUAAACAGCACAUGAUUGGGGACUUAAAGUUUCUCUCUCAUGAGCUGAGGCUUCUCCUCUGGCAUGGAUUCCCCCUAAAGUCCUUACCAUCCAAUUUUCAGCCGAAGAAUCUUGUUGAUCUUGACAUGCGGUAUAGUCUCAUUGAACAACUUUGGGAAGGAACCAAGCCUCUGGAAAAGUUGAACUUCAUCAACUUAAGUCACUGUCAAUACCUUAACAGAAUCCCCGACUUCAGUGAGGCACCAAAUCUUGAGAGACUGAAUCUUGAAGGUUGUGUAAGUUUGUUGGAGGUUCACCCAUCCAUUUCAGCUCUUAGAAAACUUGUUUUCUUGAGUCUAAAAGGCUGCAAAGAACUUAAGAGUGUUUCAAGCAGCAGUAUUGGUAUGAAAUCUCUUAAAAUCCUCAAUCUUUCUGGCUGCUUAAGUCUUGAGAAGUUUCCAGAGAUAUCAGUAAUUUUGAAGGAGCUAUCAGAGCUUUGUUUAGAUGAUACUGCAAUUGAAGAGCUGCCUUCAUCGAUUAAUAAUCUUACUGGUCUUGUUACUUUGAAUCUCAGAGGUUGUAAAAAACUUAAGAUUCUUCCGAGCAGCAUUCAUUUGAAAUCUCUUAAACACUUUUAUCUUUCUGGCUGCUCAAACCUCGAGAAUUUUCCAGAGAUUUCAGAAGUUAUGAAGCUACCACAGCUUUACUUAGAUGAGACUGCAAUUAAGGAACUGCCCUCAUCGAUUGAUCGACUUCAGGGGCUUGAAAUGUUAAGUAUGAGAAACUGCAGAAGCCUCCUCUGUCUUCCGAACACUAUUUGUAACUUGGCAAAUCUUACGGAGCUAUAUCUGACUGGGUGCUCAGCGCUUUCUAACUUGCCUGAAAACUUGGGGAAUUUAGAAUUCUUGAGGGACCUUGAAGUGGAGGGAAGUGGUAUAACACAACUUCCAUUCUCUAUCUUACUUUUGAAGUUUGAAACGUUAUCAUGUGCAGGAUGUAAAGGAAUGAUGGCACCCUUUUCAUCAUGGUCAUCAUCAGUCCAAGAAUAUUCUAGUUACUCAGGUCUGCAACUUCUUAAUUUAAGUGACUGCAAUCUGUUGGAGUUAUCAGACGGUAUUGCUCACUUAUCUUCAUUGCAUACACUAGAGCUGCGCAGAAAUAAUUUUGAGAGCCUGCCUGCAACAAUGAAUCAACUGGUUCGUUUAACACGUCUCAAUGUGGAAGCUUGUAAGAGUCUCAAAUCAAUACCGGAACUUUCUUCAAGUAUACAGUACAUAGAUGCGCAUGAUUGUACAGCUUUGCAUACAGUUUCAAAGCCAAAAUUAAAACCUCAGCAACAGACACAUCAUUCCUUCACAUUUUCUAAUUGCCUCCAGCUGGUACAAACAAAUCUAUUUAACGAUAUCGUGGAAACUCAUUCUCAUUGUCAGGAUAACUGUCUGCAAGUUCUUUCCUUCAAAAUGUGUCUUGCUGGAAGGAAUAAAAUUCCCGAUUGGUUCAACCAUCAGUGUGGCGGAUCUUCAAUUACGGUGCAACUACCACCAAAUUGGUUCUGUAAUCAGUUCUUUGGAUUCGCUAUAUGUGCUAACUUUAAGGGUGCUAAUAUCGAAACAUCCCAUCUCUCUGCUCGAAGUUUCUGUACUUUAACAGGAAAUCAGGGUAAAACUGCUUUCAGUUUUGAUUUGCUCCGUUGGCGUUUCAAAAGUGACAGAUUCCUAGAGUCAGAUCACAUGUUCCUGGGAUAUGUUUCAUGGUCUAAAUAUCGCCUGGUUGAACAAGGAAAGCCAAUCAAUGAAAGAUAUUACACUGAGGCCACAUUUGAGAUUGUAGUAGAAAAUGGAAUUCAUGCACCCGAUUUCAGGACAGAAAUACAACAACAUUGUAUCACAAGUUGCGGAGUUCGUUUCUUUACCCGGCCCAAGUGUGACCAUGACAGAUGUGAAAUCCUUUUGGCUACCAUGCGGAAGAGAAAGAGAGAGAGAAAAAGAGAGAGGCGGCGGCGGCGGAGUGGGCAGGUUCAUUAACAGGUUUAAGCCAAUUGAGGGCCUCACAGCAGACGCCAGAUUCUCAGUUGAUGAUCAUGUUAUAGUCCAGUGUCGGCCGGAGGAAGUUCCGGUAAGAGACCAGAAUCUCGAGAAUCCGGUUGAGGUGCUUGACCGAGGGUUUGCAGUGGAAUUGGAACACUGUGUAGAAGGUUUUGAGGGCCUUCUGGGGCAAAUGGGCCUCGUCGUAGAUUUUGAUGAGGUGGGUGAAGAGAGCUGGGGAGGGGGAGUAGGUUUGGGACUUGAGGCGGAGGAGGAGGUGAUCGACGAGAGAGAAGUAGAGGGAGCGGGCGAGCUUGAGGAUGAGGGUGAAGUAGGAGGAGUAGGAGUGACGGAAAUGGGGGUGGCGGGCGACGAAGUCGAAGAUUUCUUUGGCGAGGAGAGGGUCGGAUUGGGAAAGCGAUGAGCUUUUGGACUCUGGAGGGAGACCCAAUGAUUUCAUGGUGGGUUUGUGGGUGGUGGGGGUGGGGUUGGGGUUGGGAGGUGUGGAAGAAGAAGGAGAUGAGUGGUGGGGUUUUUGGCGGGAGGGUUAGUACGGUUUUGGGUGAGCGUAGGGAGAGGAGAUGCCGCAUCUUUUCUCUCUAGUCUCUACAUAGCUCCUUCAGAUCAAACUGGGAAGACUGAAAGAUUCAAAGAUGCAGACUUUUUGUUGUUCUGAGAGUGAAAGAUACAGACUUUUACUUCAUUUCUUUCAAAGAAAACCCAAUAAAGGCCAUUACUUUUACCAACCGACGAGGCCCAAAUUUCAGCCCAUUCGGUUGUUGAGGGGAAUCAAAGAUGUCAUGGCAACUAAAAGGGUCCAUUGGUUCAUUGGAAUCUGUGACGCCGGACGGCCAUGGAUUUUGCUUAUCACGGUAAGAGAAGCUGCUGCAGCUUUGGGUUUGUUCCUCUAAUGCGUGCAUUGAAUUCGUAGUUGCCUUAGUCUUCAGUUGAUGUCAUGCUCUCAUUGUUAUCAUUGUUAUCUGUUGUUGAUUAAUAUUGUGCUUGGAAGCAAAAUUGAUAUUACCCA